UUUUUCCAAUUUCUGUUUUAAAAUACAUUGAAGUUUUUCAGUCAGUCUAAUUAGAUUUGUCUCUUGAUAGCUGUUACAUCAGUGAACAAGAGCACUGAAGCCUAAAUAGUUUAAACCUUCUUAAUUAUAAGUUUUAGCACUUAUUAUUAACAAUUUAAUUGAAAUCUGGUAUAUCUCUAGCUUUGUAGUAUUCUAAACUACUCUAUGAAAAUACUUCUGUAACUAUAAAAUAGACGGUGGAUUAUAUUGCAUUAGAUUGGAAUGUAACAUAUCUCAGUUUCUUUGACUCAGACUUCCCAUCUGGAAACCCUAUGCAUUUAAGAACUAUUUGGACUAUUUUUCUCUAGGAUGACAUACACUUGUAGAAAUGACGUUCUCUAAGGUCUGUGGUCUACCAGAAGACUGUAAAGUCCUAUUUAAUCAAAAUUCAGUUAACAUUUUCUGAAACCAUUUUUCUGCUUCUGACUUGAAAAACACCAAACCUUUGUCAGCUGCCCUAUGGAAACAACUUUUAAAAAAACAAAAUAGAUCUUUACCCAUUGAAAGAACAUCUUCAUUCCCCCACCCACUCAAAAAUCUUUGGAUGGUUACUUCCCAGAUUGUCAUAAUGAUGCCUUUGCAAAAUUACGCAGCUUCACAUUUGUAAAACUGGCUCUCACCUUUUAAAUCUACUGUUUCUUUUAAAAGAAAACCUUCCUUUCCCUUAAUUUAAACCACUUUUGAAUUAUUUACUAAGCUAUUUACAUCCUAAAUAGCCAUUCCUGUCUACAGUUCACACAGAAUGCGGUGAAAUUAAACUUCUAAAAACUCAAAGCCUUUGCUACUUACUAUACAUGGAAAAUGUGCCAGCUGAUGACUCCCAAGUCAGUGGUCUGUUGAAUCCUCUCCAGCUUUUACUCCAAACUUUAAAGGAGCUAUCCAAUGUACUACCCCUAUUUGGGGGAUAAAGUCCAGCACCUUGGGCAGCUUCUUUAAAAUCUGGAAGUAGAUCUGGAGUGGACUCAGUGCUCCACUGAAAUGGAUGCCACAACUGCCAGUGGCAAAUAAUAAUUUUCCAUGAAUAAGUGGCAAAGGUUUAGACUUUUAAUGCACUUUAGUAUUUUUAAUUGUUUUAAUAUAUGAUGUGUUUAAUUGCAUAUUUUAUAUGUGCACUUAACUUUUGUAGUGUUUUUAACCUGUAUUGUUAUCAAUGUUCUUAGCUGCCUUGAGUCCCAUUAUUGGGAGAAAGAGGGGGUAACAAUUAAUAAUAAUGACAAUAAUAAUAAUAAUAAAGCUGUGAUUGGCUGGCACCAACCAGGCUUGCCCAGCUCCUCCCUCUGUAGCCUUUAUAUAGGAUUGAGAGUAUAAGCCUGGGUGUUUUCCUUGCUUCCUCAGCUGUUGUUGAUACCAUCAAUGAUAUUUUGCUUGUAUUUGUGGAACUGGAGUAGGAGUACAGUGGCUGCACUCUUACCUUCAGGCUAAAGAAUACAGGUAUUCAGAUUUUCUCAUCCUUCAAGAGAAAGAGUGCCUUAGCUAGUCAAAGCUUCCCAUGGAAAGAACAGCCUUGAGAUUUCUGAUCCCUGAAAUUGCUACAAAAAGUCCUUUUUUUGUCAGUGACAAUAGGAAAUAAACAUUUUUAUUGUGCAAAGACUUAUUUUGGCCCCAUUGCAUUCUGUGCAAAAUAAAAACCAUUUUGGUAACCCACCUGUCAAAAAAUAACUUUAAAUUGCACACAGAAAACCUUGCAAUCUUGCUAAAUAAGGAAAUAACUUCUGAAAUUUUGGAGCAUUGUGUUCAUGGAUGUUCCUGCUGCAUUUUCUCUCAAACUAACUCAAGAAACUUUCCCAGACUGGAAGACCAGACAAUCUUACUGCUCUUGAAUUUUGAAGUUUUAUCUUGCCUUCAGAUUCCUGCGGGAAGAACUGAGUGUUCCAGAAUCCAAAGAGGAGGAAUGAUCACGAGAGAUGGAAGCAGGAAGAUGUAGGACUGAGACAGUAUAUUUUCCAUGUCCAAUUUCUAUAGUUCUCUACAGUGCUCUCUACUGUGCUCAUCCAAGGCAUGGCACUGCGGAUGUCUAAUCCAGUGUGGUCCUCUUUCCUUGGAGAACAGUAUCCAGUACAAUGUGGAUCUCCACUUCAUGGACUACGCCACAGUCUUAAGACACGAAGUCUGCUAUAUAAACUACUGCCUUUCUUGAUCUCCUGCAUUAUCUAUUUUGCACUCUGGCUCCCUGAACCCAGCAUCCUUGCCACCAUUGUCAAGUGUCUCCCAACUCUCUCCUUGGCGUUCUUUGUGGCCAGCCAGUCCUACAGUACCGGAGCCUGGACCCCAUACUCCCGAAGGCUCUUCCAAGGCCUGCUGCUCUCAGCUGUUGGAGAUGCCUGCCUGGUGUGGCCUCACCUUUUUCUUCCAGGACUGGUCGCCUUCGCUGCCUGUCACAUCUCCUACACCUUGGCUUUCGGCCUGUCUCCCUUUCGGCCUCUUAUUUUCGUCAUUGUUGCAGGGAUGAUGAUUGUGUCUUACAUCUUCUUGCUGCUGCCUUGCUUGAAGGGCAUCUACAUAUGGGCUGCUGCAGCCUACACGGGUCUACUUGGCGUCAUGACAUGGCGUGCACUCUCUCGCCCAGAACGCCAGCUGAGUGCUUCGGUUGGCAGCGUGUUCUUCGUCGUGUCUGAUUUGUUUGUCGGCCUCGAUAAAUUUUGCUCUUCCUUGCCUCAUCCUCGCCUCCUCAUCAUGUCCACCUACUACAUUGCUCAGGGCUUGAUUGCAUUUUCGGUCACCUCUCAGAAAGUCUCUCGGAAGGAGAACUGAGCCUUGGAAUGGGACUGUGACAUUAACAUUUUGUAUAGUGGGGAGAACUUAGGAAUCCUGUGCCUCAGCUACUCCUCUUCCAUCUUCUUCUAGUCCACCAGGUCACUGCAAAGAAUUUACACACUCCAAUCUUCUUGCACCUGAUUCCUUCCAGAGAGACAUCUUUAUUCCAGAACAUUUUAACAGCUGUCCUGCCAUGCUGCAUCAUUCAUGCCAGCUUCUAAGACUGUUAUUUAUCAGUUCCUACUGGGUAUAUUCAUAAUAAAAAGUUAGUUGGAGAUA
Sceloporus undulatus (fence lizard) is the source of this 3072-nucleotide messenger RNA. Its product is annotated as lysoplasmalogenase-like protein TMEM86A. Gene Ontology annotation, cellular component: membrane. The coding region runs from base 2038 to 2790 and encodes 250 amino acids. The record is from RefSeq and is a predicted model, not a curated record. NCBI's taxonomy places the organism in Eukaryota, Metazoa, Chordata, Lepidosauria, Squamata, Phrynosomatidae. The transcript is spliced from 4 exons.